Gaeumannomyces tritici R3-111a-1 is the source of this 367-nucleotide messenger RNA. RefSeq lists its product as hypothetical. The record is from RefSeq and is a predicted model, not a curated record. NCBI's taxonomy places the organism in Eukaryota, Fungi, Ascomycota, Sordariomycetes, Magnaporthales, Magnaporthaceae. The transcript has a single exon. Bases 1 to 279 code for a protein of 92 amino acids.
AUGCGGAAGAACGAGGACGAGAUCGCGAACCCGCAGGAGCGGGAAGGGAGAUGGAGGGAGAUGGAUGUGGGAGGGCGAGGAGCGGUAGGGGUGGAAGGGCGGGCAGCGGCAGGCCCCGACCAAGUUGGCAGGUCCCGACGGGCUGCUCUCAGCGUCUUCAACCGUCGACGGCCAGGGGGCCCCUCGGCCAGGGGCCCCCGGGCGGCGAGGGUGUCUUGUGGGUGUGUCUUGUGGUGGAGCACGGGCAUUGAGACUGAGCAGCGUGGUGGAGGGGCUUGAUCGUUGUUUGAUGGGAGGCUGUGGCUGCCAUGAUUGGCUGCCGGCCACGCCAAGGUGGCCAUCCCUCACAGCACGUCGGGAUACCAGC